Messenger RNA from Colletotrichum chrysophilum, 810 nucleotides. RefSeq lists its product as uncharacterized. The record is from RefSeq and is a predicted model, not a curated record. Gene Ontology annotation, biological process: proteolysis. NCBI's taxonomy places the organism in Eukaryota, Fungi, Ascomycota, Sordariomycetes, Glomerellales, Glomerellaceae. Gene Ontology annotation, molecular function: serine-type carboxypeptidase activity. The transcript is spliced from 2 exons. Bases 1 to 810 code for a protein of 269 amino acids.
AUGGCGCAACUCGUGCGUUCAACCGCGAAUGUCAAUGAGACAAAGAUAAACCUGAAGGGAAUUGAACUGGGCAACGUGCAGCUCUCACAGAAGCUGCAAUGGCCUGGGUUCUACCCGACGGGAUGUCUAGGGCCCAAUUCCGUCUACAACGACAGUCUUUGCUCCAUUAUCGAGGCGCAUAUGCCGCAAUGCGAGAGCAUGCUGCAGGUUUGCACUGACAUGGAUAACGAUGCCGACGUCUGUAAUAAUGUGCUAGACUAUUGCAGGAAGCGAAGCGUCUACUUCAUCUUCGACGAGCACCUGAGCCCUUACGAUUUCCGCAAGCCUUGCCCUGACGGGGGGCUAUGCUACGAAGAGGCCGACUGGAUCGCGCAAUAUCUCAACUCUUCCUCGGUAAAACGGGAGCUUGGGGUGUCCGAAGAUACCACAUUUAACAUCAUUGACUAUGAGCUGGGACAACAUUUUGACAAGUCAGGAGAUGUUUCUUUUGACACCGUCGCCUGGGCCGGAGAGCUGCUAGAUCAGGAAUACAAGGUGCUUGUCUACGCUGGCAACAAAGAUUGGUUCUGCAACUCAGCGGGAGAAAAGAAUCUAGUUCACAACAUUCGUUGGCGUCACCAGCCCGCUUUCCAAGCACAGGACUUUCAAUCAUACACUUUGAAUGGCGAAAGAAUAGGCUCGUUCAAAGAAAAGAAUGGCCUCAGCUUCGCAGAAAUUCUCGAUGCGGGACAUAUGGUGCCAGCUGACAAGCCGAAGGAGUCACUUUUCUUGAUACAAUCUUGGAUGAAAGGGGAGUUAAACUCUACGUGA